This is a messenger RNA of Penicillium bovifimosum, 1953 nucleotides long. Its product is annotated as ASCC2 family CUE domain-containing protein. Lineage: Eukaryota; Fungi; Ascomycota; Eurotiomycetes; Eurotiales; Aspergillaceae. The coding region runs from base 1 to 1953 and encodes 650 amino acids. The record is from RefSeq and is a predicted model, not a curated record. Gene Ontology annotation, molecular function: ubiquitin binding. The transcript has a single exon.
AUGGCCCUGCUGGGUAUCCGAUUGAAUGCAUCUGAUCAACAGUUCAGAGACACAGCUGCCGAAGAUGCAUCAGUAUCCCAGUUCCUUGGAUCUUACUAUCAAUCCACGGCUGCGGGGGAUUCUAGUCUACAAAGUGGACCUAAAGCUCGCCAGCUUCGGAAGCUCUGCUUCUUGACAGCCAGACGAUACCUAUUAGGUCUCCCUAACCCACCAGAUGGGAUCCUGGACUGGAGACUCCUUGGGAAUAUAUCUUGCUGCUACCCUUCCAGCGCCGCCUUGAAGACGUUACUAUCAAAUGCCUGGGAUCUGCACCAUGAUAAGAUCACCUCGAGUAUUGAUAAGGCAAAAGCAACUGUGAUCAAGAACCUUUCCUCAGCCAACUCAGCAUCAAAUCCAGAAGUGCUAUCUGACAUCCGCCGUCUGACUAUCCUUGCUUCCGUGCUGCCAGCAUGUGGCCAGGAGCUUAUGGCGGGUUCCGACUUCCUGGAUACGAUAUUCGAAGCUUACCAGUCAAGAGGUGCUCGAGAGGAGUUCCGCAGGAUCCUAGUUGCGAACACCUACGUCGGACUAGUCUCAUUACUGAAGGAACCUGUAAACAUGUCUUUGUUGCUGGAUCAGUUGUUCAGCCUCAAAGCCGCUGCCCGGAUCGGCGCACCGAAGAUGAAAAAGGAAUCGACCCUACUCUCCGACCUAGUCUGUUCCUCGGACUUGCUCAUCCGACUGGAACGAUACACCAGUCUCCACCCCCAGACCCGGGGGCAAGACCUCAUCACCAGCCUACGCGCGUAUCAGGUGGAAUCGCAAUCACUACACCACCGGUAUCAAAGACGCAAAAAAGUGGAUAAAGGCAAAGAAGUGUCCGCAGACCCAAUACUUCAAGGAGAUCUACAUGCACACAAGAUGUCACUCGUCACCCAAGUACAAGACCUCUUCCCAGAUCUCGGGUCAGCCUUCAUCGUCCGGCUCCUGGAUUUCUACAACGACAACCCCGAAACCAUCAUCGCCCACCUCCUCGACGAUUCACUUCCACUAGAGCUCCAAUCUCUAGAUCGAUCCGAGCAACUACCACCAACAAGCGAACCCCACCAUAGCCACCUCCAACCCCAACCAACCCCACCACUAAGCCCGGAACCACUCCCGCCCCGCAAAAACAUCUUCGACAAAGACGUAGACAUAGCCGAGCUAAGCCGCUCCAGCACCGGAAAAGGCAAACUCCACUUCGGCCGUGUCAACGCAGACCAAACAGCCGACACCCUCCUCUCCGAUAGCAAACACGCCGCCAACAAAGCCGCAAUCCUCUCCGCCCUCGCAGCCUUCGACUCAGACGAAGACGAGCGCGACGAUACCUACGACGCAGCAGACGUAGGCGGUACCAUCGACAGCGUCGCAGCCGGCGCAGACGAAGCAGACGCAGACCAGCGCACCCGUCGCGCAGCAGACGUCGACACACUCCUCUUCCGCACCUACAAGUCCAACCCGGGUCUCUUCGCCCGCGACUCCGCGACCCGCCGCUCACAGCCGCGUGCGUCCUUGAAGCGCGAGACGGAUAUGACAGACGAGGCUAUCGAGGGCUGGGCCGUCAUGUUGACCCGUGACCCUAAGCGGCUCGCUAAACUGGAGGAUCGGCUGGCUAUGGAUGCUGGCGGGUCUGCUGGUGGGGCUCUUAAUCAGCCUGAGUUGCGUGCUACGUCUUACAGGCGGCCACAGCCGAGGGAGGAUGAGGAGGAUGGAGAGGAUGAGGGUGAGUCUUCUGCAAGGGGCGGCAGAGGACGUGGUGGGGGUCGUGGCCGCGGUCGAGGUCGUGGUGGUCGGGGCGGUGGUCCUUCGUCUGGACAGCCGGAUACGCCCGCGGCACGACAACGGAAGGAAGAGAAUAAGGGGAGUCGGGCGAAUCACAAUCGUCGACAGCAGCACGCGAAGAAGAUGGCGCGUGGCGGUGCUAUGCCUGGUUAA